Molecule: messenger RNA, 1044 nt
Organism: Capronia coronata CBS 617.96
Lineage: Eukaryota; Fungi; Ascomycota; Eurotiomycetes; Chaetothyriales; Herpotrichiellaceae
Exons: 1
Coding region: 1-1044 (347 amino acids)
Source: RefSeq, a predicted model, not a curated record
AUGUUCGACGUGUAUAGAUUCCCGUUCGAAGAGGAUGACUCCGUUGAAAUGCUGUCACAAUUGGAGGCAGUCUGUGAGACGAUUCUUUCGUUGGCAUCUUCUGAUACAAUUGGCUUCCGAGAUAAGUGGCCUGUCGACCAACAUACAAAGGAAGUUGAUUACACGGCAGCGUUCUUGGAUAUGAACCAUGUGUGCUACACGAAGCACAAACUCGAGGGCUCCAGCAUGCGACAUAACACCGGUUAUCUGACCGGGCUGCUUCGACGUUAUUUGAAGGUCUGUUCCCAACCUUCGCGGGAGACUGCUCAAACAGUGUCUCUUUUGGUCAAUCUUGGAGCCGAUGUGAACGGAACAAUGGGUCCGAAUGUCUGCUCAUCAUGGGUGGAUCAUACCUAUACCAUCUGGCGUCGCAUCCUGCGCAUGUUGCCAUACGCGUCCACCGGAAAGGACGACGUUGCGCUAUGGGGGCAUGCCCUGAAGGUAUGUCUGCAAGCCGGCGCGGACCCCACCCUUCCUCUACCCUACCAUAUUUCGCAACCUGAGGCAGAUUGGUGGUUCUCGAAUCGUCGGCCUCCGAUGUCGCAGCAAUAUGACCGAGUCAUCAUUUGCGAAUGGACCGCUCGGGAACUUCUGGCAAUGAGCAUAUGGAAGGAGACUCUGUGCCAUUUGUUGAGCGAGGUUGGAGCCACAGGCAGCUCCAAGCAGAUUAUUGUCCUCGGUCCUAAAGAACCAUGGCGCGUGAUACCUAGACACUUCCUUGACACAUGGCUAGAAGACGAGGCUUGUUACUUUCCUACUAUCGGAAAGCCUAAGCAUAGGCAUCGCUUUCCUUACAUUGAGCAUAGGCAUCGCUUUCCUUACAUUGGAGUCGGACCAACCCCGCGAUACACCCUGAUGACAGGUCAGAUCGACCGCCUUUUAACUGUUUCUGAAGCGGAGCAGACGUAUUUUGAAGAUGGUCUAGAUGCACUCCAUGCUGCUGGCUGGAGCGAUGAAGAGAUUCGAGGGCUCCCCCCUCUGCCGGGAAUAUCCUUGGGGAAUUAG